AUGGAGAAAACGGUUCACAUAGCAGUAGUUCCUGGUCCUGGCUUUAGCCACUUGGUUCCAAUUCUUCAGUUUUCCAAGAGACUUGUUCAGCUGCAUCCAAACUUUCAUGUCACAUGCCUAAUUCCCACACUUGGUUCUCCCCCAAGUGCCUCAAAAUCCAUUCUUGAAACUCUUCCACCAAACAUCAACUCCAUUUUUCUUCAACCUAUCAAAGCUGAGGACCUACCACAAGGGGUUGCCAUAGAAACUCAAAUUCAGUUCACAGUGACUCUAUCUCUGCCAUCUAUACACCAGGCCUUGAACACCUUAACUUCAAAGAACCCCUUUGUGGCCUUGGUAGCUGAUUCUUUUGCCUUUGAAGCAUUAGAUUUUGCUAAGGAGUUCAACUUGUUGUCCUAUAUUUACUUCCCUUCAUCAGCAACAACACUGUCUUGGUACUUUUAUGUGCUCAUAUUGGACAAGGAAACGUCAUGUGAGUAUAGAGACUUGCCUGAGCCUGUUAAAAUACCAGGCUGUGUUCCAAUUCAUGGCAGGGAUCUCAAUAACCAAUCUCAAGACCGAUCAAGUCAAGUAUACAAACUCUUCAUCCAGCGUGUUCAGCGGUUCUGUUUUGUUGAUGGGAUUUUCAUUAAUAGCUUCUUUGAAAUGGAAACAAGUCCCGUAAGAGCAUUGAAAGAGGAGGGAAGGGGGUACCCUCAUGUUUAUCCUGUUGGGCCAAUUGUUCAAACUGGUGAUGAUGCAAAAGGGUUGGAGUUGGAAUGUCUAACAUGGUUGGACAAACAACAAGUUGGUUCAGUUUUGUAUGUUUCUUUUGGGAGUGGUGGAACACUCUCACAAGAACAAAUAACUGAGCUGGCUUAUGGUUUGGAAUUGAGUAAUCAUAAGUUCUUGUGGGUUGUGAGAGCACCAAGUAGUUUAGCCUUUGAUGCAUAUCUUAGUGCACAAAAAGAUGUCGAUCCUCUACAUUUCUUGCCAUGUGGGUUUUUGGAGAAAACCAAAGAGCAAGGUAUGGUAAUUCCUUCAUGGGCACCCCAGAUUCAAGUCCUUGGUCACAGUUCAGUUGGAGGGUUUUUGACUCACUGUGGUUGGAAUUCAAUCCUUGAGAGUGUGUUGCAUGGUGUGCCACUCAUCACAUGGCCACUGUUUGCAGAGCAGAGAAUGAAUGCGGUUGUGUUACGUGAGGGUCUGAAAGUGGGAGUGAGGCCAAAAGUUGGUGAAAAUGGGUUGGUGGAAAGGGUGGAAAUUGCUGAGGUAAUAAAGUGUUUGAUGGAAGGGGAAGAAGGUGGGAAAAUGCAUAAAAGAAUGGAGGAAUUAAAAGAAGCUGCAACUAAUGCACUCAAAGAAGAUGGAUCUUCUACCAAGACCCUUUCUGAGUUGGUACGAAAAUGGGAAAGUUUGGUUUAG
Messenger RNA from Sphenostylis stenocarpa, 1404 nucleotides. The record is from the annotation of a GenBank genome assembly. Lineage: Eukaryota; Viridiplantae; Streptophyta; Magnoliopsida; Fabales; Fabaceae.